This is a messenger RNA of Anolis carolinensis (green anole), 5561 nucleotides long. It is a transcript of the gene tspear, whose product is annotated as thrombospondin type laminin G domain and EAR repeats. Bases 211 to 2238 code for a protein of 675 amino acids. Gene Ontology annotation, biological process: signal transduction. The transcript is spliced from 12 exons. Lineage: Eukaryota; Metazoa; Chordata; Lepidosauria; Squamata; Anolidae. The record is from RefSeq and is a predicted model, not a curated record.
GGGAGGAGACAUUGAUUUAUGGUGACCAACCCUGAACUUCAUUACUUCUAUGAGAAGCAGAAGUUCUAGGGUGCUGGCUCACUGAACACAUGUCUUUCCUCCCAGCCAAAGCCUUUGGAAUCUGAAUGAAUCCUUGAGAUGUUUAGGAUGAAGAGGUUAGAUGAUGACCAGGAGGGUUCUUCUGCAUGGACCUGGUGACCAAGUUCCCUGAUGUCUGCUCUGCUCCUGGUUUGGGCUGUGCUUCUGCACUUGGGAAUUGAACAGUCCCUGGGCAGAGGAGGGAAGUCAUGGGACCACUGCACAGAUUUGCGCCCUUUGGAUAUUCUCUCUGAAGUGGUUCCUGUGAAUGGAGUGAUGAGUGGGAUACGGAUGAUCCAAAUCCAAGGGGCACGUGGUUUCAAGUUCUCUGCAAUGCGUCCUCGUUUCCUCAGUUUCCCAGCAUCACGGAUUUUCAUUUACUGUGACCUCUUUCCAGAGGAAUUCUCCAUUGUGUUCACCCUCAGAACUCUCCACAUGCAAUCCAAGAGAAAUGAAUACAUCUUUACGGUGCUGGAGGAAAACAGUGACACCUUACUGCUCGGACUCCGAUAUUCACGUAACAAACUCCACUUCUUCUUCUGGAGCAGAGAGCUCUCCAAUGGCUGGCAGACCCGGGUCACCUUUCGAGAUGUGUUUUUGGCAGAUAACCAGUGGCACACAGUGGUUCUGGCAGUAUCCAAAGGCUCCUUCUCUCUCACGGUGGACUGCAGCAUCCCCACAGAUGUGAUUUCGGAUACUCCUUUCCCUCCCUCCUUGAUGAUGAGAAGAUCUCGCUUUUAUGUAGGAAGCAGAAGGAGAAGAAAAGGUUUCUUCACUGGCUUGUUAAGGCAGCUGGUCCUGUUGCCAGGAUCUGAUGCUACCUCACGGAUGUGCACUGGCAAGAACUUUAAUCUAGCAGUGCUCUCCAUCCCCCAAAUUCUGCAGGACCUCCCUGUGAAACCAGCGGGCAAUGAGCUGCUGACAUACCCUUACGAAGCAGACAUGAAGGUGACUCUGGGGUCCCAUCCUCCCUGCACCAAGAGUGAAAGUGGACAGUUCUGGUUUAAUGCUGCUCAGAAAGGACUUUAUAUCUGUAAUGGAACCACAUGGAUUUCUAUGCUAGAAGUUGAAGAAAAAUUGGACUACCUGGAAGAAUAUCAGAGUUUAGUGACAAGUUCUGAAACUAAAGGCAUUGAAGUUUUCGUCAUUCCCAGUGUGGGGCUCUUUGCAGCCACUGCGAAUCGCUACACUCCUCCUGGCUCAGCCAUCUAUAAAUGGACUGAUGAGAAAUUUGUGGCUUACCAAAAUAUUCCCACCUACCAAGCUGAAUCUUGGAAAUUCUUUACAAUUGGAAAAAAGAUUUUCCUAGCUGUAGCUAAUUUUGAAGGGGAUGACAUGGGUCAGGAGUUUUCUGUAAUUUACAAGUGGAACUAUAGAAAAGAGAAAUUUAUUGUGUACCAGAGGAUUGUCACGCAUGGAGCCAGGGACUGGGAGUCAUUUGUCAUUGAUGGGGAGGCCUUCCUUGCAGUGGCUAAUCACAGAAAAGGGGAUAACCACAAUAUAAAUAGUGUCAUAUACAGGUGGAACUCCAGGAUGGGGCUUUUUGAAACCAACCAAACCAUUCCUACCUCAGGAGCCUAUGACUGGGAGUUUUUUCAUAUUGGGCCUUAUUCCUUCCUGGUGGUAGCCAACACAUUUAAUGGAACAACCACCAAGAUCUACUCUCACAUUUACAUUUGGCUUAGUGGAACCUUCCAGCUCUUCCAGUCAAUCUUGACUUUUGGUGCUACUGACUGGGAGGUCUUUCACAUCCAAGACAGAGUCUUCCUUGCUGUGGCCAACAGCCACAGUUAUGACAGUAGAUCUGCUUUCCCCAACAGCUACCAUGCCAUCAAUUCUUCCAUCUAUGAGCUCAACAUCACUGCACAGAUGUUUGUCAAAUUCCAAGACAUUUUGACCUACAGUGCUCUGGACUGGGAGUUCUUCUCAGUGGGAGAAGAUAACUUUUUGGUGGUAGCGAAUUCCUUUGAUGGUGUGACUUACUCUGUAAACAGCUUUAUUUACAGAUGGCAAGGAUAUGAAGGCUUUGUAGCAGUUCACCGUCUUCCGACGUUCGGCUGUAGGGACUGGGAAGCUUUUAACACUACAACUGGAUCAUACCUCAUGUAUUCCAGUGCACGGGAACCACUCUGCAAGGUGCUAAAGCUGAAAACUUUUUGACCUGGAAAGAGAGACUGUGAUUUAAAGCAAACAAAAGACACUUGAAUCUGAAAGGAAGACCUUUUGCUCUUUAGGGCUAGAAUGAGGAACAUUGUACCUUGGACACACUGCAGUGGAAGUCACCAGUAUUCCAGGACCAAACUCUUCUUGGCCUUUCUCAGCUAAGCACGAUGUGUUCAUGAAGUUGCAGAGGAUUAGAUAUGAUGUCCUAAUUAGUGUAAUAUCCCAGGACUAAAAAUGCAAAUUCCUGGCUGGCUAGUUAUAUGAAUGAAUAGAACUUGGCAUAGUUGCACUCUGGAUUACAAGUUCCAGAAUCCCAUGGGUAGGAGAUUCUGGAAGUUGCAUUCUAAAAGAUACUUUUCCAAGAUCUUCUAGUAUGUACAAUAGGUUAUCACAGGGUUUUCUUAGCAUGAUUUGUUCAGAAGUGGUUUGCCAUCUCAGUGGGUUUUAUGGUGGGCAUUUGAACCUGGUCUCCAAAGUCGUAGUUGAAUACUCAAGUCAGUACACCGCAACAUGCAUAACUGAAAAGGUGCUGAUGUAAUCUUCUCCUUCAAACUCUUUUUCCCACUAGAGCAGGACACUGGAAACAGAAUAACUUCUCUGGCAUUUUAUGGCUUGUUGAUCUACAGUUUGGAAAUAUGGAAAAAUAAAGGCAUUUGUUUGGAAUCCCUCAGCUUCCAUCACUCCUGGGGAAGAACGUGGAAGCACAUAAUGCCAUAUACUUUACUGUGCUACAAUAGCUGGAGUCCUGAUAAUGGUUUCAGAAGAUUGCUAAGUUGAUGGUAGCAUUUAAAAUUCCCAAGACCCAACUGCUUGUUUGACAGUCUUAAACUUCUGUGGCUAUCACUAAAAAUUAUUGAUAGCUCUAGAUCUCUCAAUUUCAAGAGAAAAUACUUGUGUUACAUGGAGAAAAUUAUAAACUUAGUUGUUCCCUUAGUACAUUCAUAUAUACCUAAGAGAUACCACACCAGCUGUGGCACAGGUCAGUGGAGUAGAUAAAGUGCCUAGGGCAUGGGUGGAAAUGUUUGAUCCUCCAGAUGUUGCUGGACAGCAGCUUCUAUCAGUCCUAACCCAUAUACCUAGUGGUGAGGGAUCAUAGGAGUUCAUGGCUGGGAUCUUAUUGGAUAAUUCCCAACUAAAAUAGAACCAUUAAAUGAAUUGAUGGACAGUGAGCCAACAAAAAGGUUAACUCCAAUUCAAUCAGGAUUCUAGUCCAGGCUUAUAUUAGGGCUAAGGUCACCAUCUUAUGGGUUAGAGCAGUGGUUCUCAAUCAGGGGUUCCCAGAUGUUUUUGGCCUACAACUCCCAGAAAUCCCAACCAGUUUACCAGCUGUUAGGCUUUCUGGAAGUUGAAGGACAAAAACAUCUGGGGACCCCAGGUUGAGAAGCACUGGGUUAGAGCCAUGGCCUACAACCAGUGCUUGAAAUUUCUGUGUAGGAAGCAUAACUAUGAAGAACUGAAAGCCACAUGAAACUGAAAGUUUCAAGACAGGGCCAUGCAAAAUGGGAUCUUCUAACUGUUGCUGGAGUCUAAUUCCUAGCAUUUCCUACUGUUGGCUAUGCUGGCUAGGAGUUGCAGCCCAACAACAUAUGUAGCAUUUGUGUUUUAAGAAAAUAAUAGUUCUGGAUGGGCAUUUGGAAAGCCAUUACUCUCUUGCCAAAUGGGCUUUUGGUAUCUCUGUAGUAUCCUCCACUCUAUCAUUAUUGGUGCUUUUUUCAUCCUUAUUUCUUAGCCUGUGAAUUGCCCCCAAAGUGUAGCUUCUGCUGGUUGUUGCAAAUUAUUUCAACAUUGUCUAUAAAUUGUAUGUUUUUAUUGUAUAAAUCAAUAGUGUUGACAAUCACCUUUGUUAUACUGUAUGGAGAUGAAAUUAUUUAUUAUUCAGAGAAUAUUUGCAACAAUGAAUAUAAUCCCCAAUAAAACUAGCAAAAUGACUUGCCCCAUCCCAGUGGUUUUGUUCUGCUUCAGGUCUUAUUCAACAGCAUCUCACUGGAAAUAAAAAAGGGGAAAUGCAGCACCAUUUGGCAAAAACAGACACAUACACCCCAAACACUUACAUGGUUCUAGGGGAUACCGAAGUCCGAUUCACAUUUAUGUUUUAAAAGCAUGAGAACAUAAACUGAAAAACACAAGAAGCCUGCUAGAACAGACAAAGGGAUGACCCUAGUCCAGGCUAGGCACAAGCAAUAGUAACCAAGGUAGGAACAGUAUCAAGGAGCAUAGAAGGGACACUUGGGUUGGCCUUCAUUGGCCCAGUAAUGGUUGUUGUGUGCCGUCAAGUCAUUUCUGACUUAUGGCAACCCUAAGGCAACCCUGUCACAGGGUUUUCUUGGUAAGAUUUCUUCAAAGGGUUUUUGCCUUUGUCUUUCACUGAGGCUGAGAAAUUGUGGUUUGUCCAAGGUCAUUGGGUAGAUUUUCAUGCUUGAGCAAACUGUAGCAUGCUAUCUCUCAGUAACUGUAGUCCAUUUUUAAACACAAUCCUACAAUCUCUUGAAUGCCACAUUGGUGGUUUCAUUUUGUUGAUAGCUACUAGAGAAGGAAAUGCUUUUGUUGAUAGCUAGAGAUGGGGGGAAACUCUAUAUUCUACAGUGAUUCAGGUGACACUACCAUGAUGGCUUCAGGCCAUAAGAAUGAGGAAAAAUAAUUCCAAAGUACCUAGUGGUUCCUUCAUUCUCAGGAUGCCAAGCAAUGUUCCUGGCCAUGUAUAUUUUGGUGCAUUGUUUCCUUGCACUUUUUCUCUGUAGAUGUCUCUCUCUGCCAUAUUUAUGCUCUAAGAAAUUCCUGGUUUUUUUAUAUUACAGAAUAAUGUUCUGUCUUGUUUUUGGAGCUAGAACAUGGGAUCACCCCCAAACCAAAACAUUGCAGCUUAUUGCAGCUGGAUUUAACCAACACACUCCCACUGGCUCAACCAAGGCAAAAAAGGGAUCUGUUCUGUUAGGAAGCCCAGCAGAGGGCAAUGCAGGAGUGUGUACCAAAGUGGGAAGAGGAGUUAAAUUUGCAGCAGCUAGUAGCAUUUCCUCACUCACAGGCAGGAACAGCGAGGCAGUAUAAUACCAUCUCCAUGCCAUAAAUAUGCCAUGUGUGAAAAAUGAGUGUCUGGAUUUUCUGGCUCUUCUGUUCCCUCAUUGUCUCCUUUUCCUUUUGCAUCAUGUCUACUGGACUGCAUUCCUGCAGCUAAGGGCUUUAUUUGUUUUUAGUCUUCUUUUGAAUACCACCGCAGCCAGGGAAUGUUUCCCCUCCAUCUUUCGGAAUAAUGAAGUCAACAUUCCUGAAAUGGAAGAACCAAGUGGGUGGUUUUUUUUCUUCUGUUUAUGCUUUUUUUUUUU